AUGAAUCAUAUUGUUCUUCCACUUUUUUGCUUACUCAUCUUUUUCAACAUUUCCCAUGCUGUAAGUUUAGAAAAUUGCUUCUUAGACCCAAAAAUCCAACAUUUUUCAGUGUCCACCAAGUUUGUCCAGUCUGAACCUUCCGCCGCCUGUCAUUCACAUGGAGUGCUUGAGAAAACAGUAUCUGGAAAAUCGAUUUUGAAGAAAUUGAAAAGCAAAUUUCCAGAAAUCCAUGUCAAGCCGGGUACAUUUGUAGACGGUACAGAUGCGUGAGGAACAGCCGAGUUUUCGCGAGUAAAACUGAAGGUUUUGAUGGGGUUGGUUCAUUUUAAAAGUGAAAAAUAUAAUAACAUAGUUGCUUGCUCUAGAUAUCAUCCAACUUUCAGGACUUUAAUUUCUAUCUGAAAAUGGAAGAAUGCUGUGAGUCCAAGUUCCUUGCCAACCGGUGCUUGGCCUUCUGCUCCCUGGCCAGUUACAACGAGUCGACCGUCUUCAGAUUGCUGUCGGAACCGAAUCGGUGUCCGAUGAGUGCGCUGAGGACCAUCCACUAUUGCGCAAGUCAGAAUUUGGACCAUCGGGAGUGCUGUCAGAAGGUAAGGUAUCAAAAAUGUUUCCAGAAAAGCUCGACUGUAUUCUCAAGUUGAUACAAUUUCAGAAACUCAUCCCUCCAGACUGUUUGGAUCUUUGCCAGCCCUCCGACGAUUCCGUCCAGUUCGACGAGUCCAAACUCCACUGUCUGCAGUACAUUUCUGUCAUGAAAACUUGUUUUUAUCCUUUCUCGGAACGGAACAUUUUGAAAGUAUUGCUCUGAAAUCGAAACAAACCAUGAGGUACCAAUCUAGAGAUGCCAAACUUUUUUGUUACAAAGAUUUGAGCGUUCUUUUUUCACUUUUAUAUGUUAAACGUACAAGUUCAGAAAUCUGCAAAAAAAAACCAUCAUAUACUUUAUAUUGUACUUUAAAAGUUCCAAGGUUACCUCAGAAUCCACGUUUCGCUGCCCCCAAUCCCAAUAAACCCAAAUGUUGUUCUUGUUGCUAAUGUUCAUUGAACCUGGCCGCCGCCCGAGUCGGUAGCUGUCAAAUCGUUAAACACAAACAAAAAUUUGCCGGAAGAGAUCCGGGGAGCAUGUUGGCACGACUAUAUAAUAGCCAACCGGGUGCCGUUAACACAGAUAUCACAUUUUGAUAUGAACCUAAACUUUCUCGCAUUCUCUUUUACUUUUUUGAUUUCGAACGUUUAUUCUUCUGAAUUGACGACAAGUUCUGUGAAGAAUGGUUAGUUUUUGAAGUAUUACACUUUGAAUAGUAGCAAACUUGACAUUUUUGUGAAUAACCUUCGGGUUUCUUAAAGGAUUUUGAGGGGUUGAGUCACCGUAAUCUUCCAGAAUCGGUGGUGGACCUCUCGAAAGUGGCGCGUGACCAGGGAGCCAUUGUAGUAGCCGCUUUCCCGGCCAUCUCGACGAUUCGAGCCGCGAAGAACAAGAAGAAGUUGGUGUUAUCGGCGUUCGAAAGAAGCCACGCCAACACGGGUGCCACGUUCUCGAGAAGAGGCGCCUCCACCGGAAAUCCCUAUGCUUCGUAUGUUUACUUUUUCGAAUUGGCUCUAUGCUGUUUAUUCAGCGGAUAUCAAGGUGUUCCGGAGUCGCAGAGCAGCGGAACCGGCGAGCGAAUGGGCGGAAUGACGAGGAGCGGAAAGAGGACUUUUGGAAGUUACGGUCAGUUUUAGAAGGAAAAGAGUGCGCCGUAAAUACUGUAAGAGCAGGAGAACCCAAAUACCGUUGAUUCAAAACGAUGUAUUUCAGCAAUGGCUGAAGAUAUCAAAAAAUUGUCAACUGAUGACAUGUUCAGUAUGAAAUUGUGUACAUCUUAUCAGUUUACAAGCUUUUGAUAUCUCUUCAGGCAACUGAGAUAUAUUGUUAUGAAUGAACGUUAUUUACGGUAUAUUUGUAUAGACUUGCUUUCUGUAUUUUGACACCGUAUGGCGCAGAACAAAAUUUUUGUAUGUUUCAGGGAGUAUAGACAGUGCAAAAGGCCAAUCUUCGGCUAGUCGGGCCGGAUUCGGAUCCGGAUGGAGAGGUGGAUCUGGAGGAAGAAACGACGGAGAAAACGACGAUUGGAAUAAUAACAACUACAACUCCAACUCGAAUCGAAAGAUGAACAAGUACAGUGGAAAUGGUGGCCGAAACGAUAAUGGAGAUGAUUACGGUUAUUCUGGAGCUGGAUCUGGGUCUGGAAGUGGAAACGGAAACCAAGACAACUGGGGCGAAAAUAGCGGAAAAGGAAAUUCGUGGUCGAACAAUAAUAACGGAGACAACGAGGACGGAUGGAAUAGCUACAAAGGCAACGGAAAUUCAAACUCGAACACUAAUUACGGAAAUGGGAACGGCAACUCAAAUGCGUGGGGAAACAACAACGAUAACGACAAUAACGGCAGCUACAACAGCGGAAAUGGCGGAAAAUCGUCGUGGCGUGGAAGCGCGGGCGGUUCGGACAAUUCCAACAACAAUUGGGGCGAGAAUAGCGAUGGCGGCGGCUCGGGUUACGGUAACGAAGGAUCGUGGAAGCCGUCUGGAGGCAACAGCUUCGGAGGAAAGAGCCGCGGCGGAAAUGGAGGUGACAAUUGGGAGAACAACAAUAACGGAGGCGGAUUGAGCAACAAUUGGAGCGGUGGAAAUGGAGGAGGAGGAGGAGGAGACAAUGGUGACAGUGGAAACUGGGGAAGUUCUGGAGGAUCUGGAGGAUCGGGAGGCAACAAUUGGAACAACAACAAUAACAAUGGAGGCGACAACAACUGGGGAACCGAUAACAGUAAUAAUGGAAACUACGGUAGCAGCAGCAGCAGCAACAAGUGGAACGGAAAUGGCAACCAGGACAACGACAACAACGACGGAGGCUACUACAGUAAGAAUUCGGGAUACGGUAGCUCGAACAACAACAACAACAAUGGCGACAACUGGAACUCGAACAAUAACGAUGGAAACGGAGGAGGAUACGGUAACAACGGAUGGAGUGGCAAUGGAGGCGGAGGAUGGGGAUCCAGUAAUAAUGGAAAUGAUAAUAGUGAUAACAAUAAUGGUAACAACAACAACAACAACAACUGGGAGAACAACAAUAGUAAUGGCGGUGGAGGAGGCAGUGAUAAUUGGAACGGAGGCAACGAGAAUCAAGGAGGAAAUCAGGGAAAUCAGGGAAAUGGAGGAAAUGGAGGAGAUGAGGACUAUGGAGAUUGGUACAAUAUGCGCUUGAAAGACCCCCUCCCCCAGAAACCAGCAGCAUCGGAAGCCAUCGUCAAUUCGGAGGUCGAGAAGAAGAUUGCCGAACUCACCAAUUUGGACACCUACCGACUUUGA
Molecule: messenger RNA, 3346 nt
Organism: Caenorhabditis sp. 36 PRJEB53466
Lineage: Eukaryota; Metazoa; Nematoda; Chromadorea; Rhabditida; Rhabditidae
Source: the annotation of a GenBank genome assembly